Acanthochromis polyacanthus (spiny chromis) is the source of this 2182-nucleotide messenger RNA. Its product is annotated as SH2 domain-containing protein 6. Gene Ontology annotation, biological process: cell surface receptor protein tyrosine kinase signaling pathway; intracellular signal transduction. Lineage: Eukaryota; Metazoa; Chordata; Actinopteri; Pomacentridae. Bases 9 to 1421 code for a protein of 470 amino acids. The transcript has 19 exons. The record is from RefSeq and is a predicted model, not a curated record.
AGCAGCUCAUGUAUCGGCAGACAUUUCAGGAGCAGGUGAAACUAUCUGAGGUAGGAAAUGCAAAUGAGGUGCAGGUACAGCAGCUUUAUAUUCUCACUGUAUCGCACGCUUUCAAUCUUCAGCACCAUUUGCAUUCAAGACCAGAAACAAAGACAUUUCCUCAUGACUUGAGCUGUGAGACUCGGCCCCAAAUCAUGACAAUGAGCUUCUUUGGAAAACUGAAGAAUCUACACAGUGGACCUCCAGCUCCCCCAAGAAGGACAGAUAACAAUCCAGGCUUUGGGUGGCCACAGGAUGAAUUUGACGAUGAGGAAGGUGACAUGUAUGAAGUACCUCCCUGUGAGCGUCCAGCUGUGAAAGUCCCACAGAGACAAGUGGAAGAGAACAUUUAUCUGGAGCGGACGCCCAGUCCUGCUGUUCCACAGAGACAAGCUGCUCCUCCACCCAGACCAAGCAAAGCGUCGGUAACAACAGCUCAGUGUCCUGGCCAAAAUCCUCUACAAUGUGAUGAUUUCUACUAUGAUCCCAACACCAAGAAACCACCUGAGAUAGACAGAAAUGACAAGCCUGGGAGAAAGGAGAUGAUGCCUCCUCCUGUAAUCCGUCCUGCUCCUGUUCCGAUCCCUGCAGCCAUAGAGGAAGAUGUUUAUCUGGAUCCAAAUGAGGAACAGGAAGACAGCGAUGACCUUUAUUUAGAACCAUCAGCAGCUUGCCCUCCUGCCCCACGUGGACCAAUGAGGAUGCCUCUGUCUCCAAAGAUACCACUUGUACCUGCUUCCAUACCCAUGAUGAAGCCUCCAGUUCCCCGAGCGAAGUCUAAUUCAGUCCUGCCUUCCCUGAAUGAGAUAAAAACAGUUCCCCCGGUUGAAGAAAGACGAGCCACUUUUCCUACCAAACUCCCUCCACCGACUCCCAGUGUGAAGCCGCCUCUGCCGGCGAUCCUGAAGGAAGCUAAACCCAGGCAAGCAGUUAGCAAUACAAUGAGGAUGGCGAGCCCUCAAAAGCCUCCUAUGACAGAGCCAAAGCCUGUGGCCUCCUUUGGUGGUAUGAGACCAACCAAACAAUAUGGGAAUGAGGACAAAGAAUGGUUUGCUGGAGAUUGCAGCAGAAAACCAGCUGAGGAACUCUUAAUGAGAAUCAACAAGGACGGUGCCUUCCUCAUUCGACACAGCUCGGCCCAGAGCACCCGUCAGCCGUUUACCCUCGCCGUUCUCUACCAGCAGAAGGUGUACAACAUCCCCAUCCGCUACCUGGAGGACACGCACAGCUACGCCCUUGGAAAGGAGGGCAAGAAGAAUGAAGAGAUUUUCACCAGCCUGGAUGAGAUGAUUUCUUACCACAAGAAUAACCAACUGCUUCUGAUUGACAGCAAGAGCCAGGCCAAGCACACGGUUAAUCUAACUCACCCUGUACGCCCUUAAAACUACACUUCCACUGGCCUCUCUUAAGCCGUGUUCACAUGAGUCAUGCGGAUAAAGUUUCCCUCUUGGAAACACAGUACACUGACAGUGUAUCACUCAUAAAAAGUGUAUUUACAACUCUACGAAAUCCGUCAUACAGCCGAGACACUGUUUUGUUAUAAGCGAGAACAGACAAUGCAAACUUUUAAUGUACCGAAAUAUUGUCAGAGAUGUUGAAAAGCGUUCAUGACUCAUGGCAACGGUGUAAAACUCAUCAAGUUCUGCAGUUUGACAAAGCAAUUUUUCUUCUCUGCAACCUGUCAUCAUCAUUUUAACAAACAAUGCACAAGGUUAACUGAGCUCUAGUGAAUAGGGAACUGUGUCACUUUUGUACUUUAACAGUCAUGAAGUCUGCAUGUUUCUGCCAAUGGAUGAAAAAAAUCAUGGUGUCGCUGUCAAACUGCUCUGUGCAUCAACUUUAAAAGGUACAAACAUGAAAUUUCUGCUGUUAAAAGAUGUCACAGUGCCUCGCAUGUACAAAAAAAUCUUUAUCAUCACCUUUUUCCUUUUUGCUCAUGUACAUUUAUAGUAGCAACCCUGUCUAACAAAAAUUCGAGCCACUCAGAUAAACAUCUGUACCAAUCACUUAUUUUACUAUAAGUGCAAGUGUGUAUCUUUCUCGUAGUCCAGUUUCACUAUUUGGAUGUUGAAUAUGCUGUCUUUCCUGUGUGAUACUGUAGAUAUUGUGAAAUAUAAAGCUAAAUACAUCUGCUUUCAUUGUU